AUGGCUAUGGACGGUAUUUCAACUUCAACACUAGCAGAAAGGAACUUUCCAAUCCUUGUUUUCUUCAAAGAUUAUAGGAUUGCACUCAAGUUGGACACACUUGGACGUGAAAUACUUUCGAUUGCUAUACCCAUAACCAUGGCAUUAGCUGCGGACCCCGUUGCUUCUUUGAUCGACACCAUCUACAUUGGCCGUAUAGGACCGGUGGAGAUUGCUGCUGUUGGAAUAUCAAUCGCGCUUUUUAAUCAAGUUUCAAAAGUUGCGAUAUUCCCACUUGUUAGUAUUACAACGUCGUUUGUUGCUGAGGAGGAGACGAUAGAAAAAAUCAACACAAAGGUGAUAGAGGCUGAGGAGAUGAAGAGCGGUUAUAUCGAUAAGGUGUCAACCAAAGGAGAGGCGCUAGAGAUUGUAGUUGGGAACUCGGAUGAUGGUUUGAAAGAAAAGGGCGACCAAAAGGAGUCUGCUACACCUGAAGACGAUCCUAAAACAAGCUCAUGCGAGCCUACAGAUAUUACUGAUCAUCAGAACACGAAUGCGCCUAAUGUUAAGAUACCGAAAAGAAAUAUCCCUUCGGCUUCAACAGCGUUGUUGUUCGGUUUAGCGCUUGGUGUUCUCGAAACACUCUUCUUUGCACUUCUUGCCAAACCACUUUUAAGUUUGUCAGGAGUUAAACCCGGCUCUCCAAUGCUAAAACCGGCAUACCAUUAUUUGGCACUACGAUCACUAGGAGCUCCCGCGGUUCUUUUUUCUUUGGCAAUUCAAGGAGUCUUUCGCGGUUUCAAAGAUACCAAAACCCCUUUAUAUGCCACCGUUGCAGGCGAUGUAGUGAAUGUAAUCUUGGAUCCACUUCUUAUAUUCACUUGCAAUUUGGGUGUUAGCGGUGCAGCUAUUGCUCAUGUUCUUUCCCAAUACUUGAUAUCCUUAAUUAUGCUAGUCAAGUUGAUACAACAAGUUAAUCUACUACCUCUGAGCAUUAAGUCUUUGCAGUUCAGCCGCUUUCUUAGAAGUGGUUCGCUAUUGUUGUUUCGAGUCAUAGCAGCAACCAUCCCCGUUACACUCGCUGCAUCCUUGGCUACGAGAUUGGGUGCAACAACCAUGGCUGCAUUUCAAAUUUGCUUACAGGUCUGGUUGACCUCUUCACUGCUCUCAGAUGGUUUAGCCGUUGCUGGACAGGCCAUAAUCGCUUCAUCGUUUGCUGAAAAGAACUAUGAAAAGGCAACGGCAGCCGCAACCCGAGUAUUGCAGAUGGGAUUUGUUUUGGGACUUGGAGUCACACUUUUAAUAGGACUUGGUCUGCAAUUUGGUUCUGGUGUUUUCACCAAAGACAUAAACGUGAAGCACAUCAUAACCAUGGGUGUCCCGUUUGUUGCUGGCACACAAACCAUCAAUUCAAUAGCAUUCAUAUUUGAUGGAGUUAACUUCGGGGCACAUGACUUUGCUUAUUCUGCAUACUCCAUGAUCCUAGUGUCUGUUGCGAGCAUUGGAUCAUUAUUUGGUUUGAACAUAGUUGCUGGUUUUGUUGGAAUAUGGUUCGCUUUGUCGAUUUUCAUGGGAUUACGUGCUAUCACAGGCGUAUGGAGGAUGGGAACAGGAACGGGUCCAUGGUCUUUUCUUAGGAAGUAG
Helianthus annuus (common sunflower) is the source of this 1623-nucleotide messenger RNA. Its product is annotated as protein DETOXIFICATION 42. The transcript is spliced from 13 exons. NCBI's taxonomy places the organism in Eukaryota, Viridiplantae, Streptophyta, Magnoliopsida, Asterales, Asteraceae. Gene Ontology annotation, molecular function: citrate transmembrane transporter activity; antiporter activity; xenobiotic transmembrane transporter activity. Gene Ontology annotation, biological process: transmembrane transport. The record is from RefSeq and is a predicted model, not a curated record. The coding region runs from base 1 to 1623 and encodes 540 amino acids. Gene Ontology annotation, cellular component: membrane.